Messenger RNA from Medioppia subpectinata, 954 nucleotides. NCBI's taxonomy places the organism in Eukaryota, Metazoa, Arthropoda, Arachnida, Sarcoptiformes, Oppiidae. The record is from the annotation of a GenBank genome assembly.
AUGACAAAUGGUGAUACCUUCCGAAGUUGUUCGGCAUGGGGUGAGUGCUAUUGCGAUGCGGGCUAUUGGCAGGACAUGACCAAUGGGCGCAAGUGUAAAAAGGAUGAUGGUACUUACACCUGUUUGAGCACUGAUAAUAAAAUACGUGUGGAUAACAAAUGUCAGUGUAAAGCAAAUUACUAUAAGACCAGUGAUGAUAAAUGCGAGUACAAGACAUGCACUGCAAACGGCCAGUGUAUGGCAAAUGACGAUACGUAUCGUUCGUGUAUAUCGGGUGUGAUAUAUUGCUCACAAGAGUCGGAUGAGGUGUCUGCAGAUGACGUGGGCUUUCGGUACGAGAAAUUCGUGUUUUACGUGAUUAGUACGGAAAAACCAACCUUCUUAUUUUUCAACAAAUUGCGAAUUUAUUGCGAAAUGAGCGAGGACAAACAAGUGAAAUACGCCCAAAUUACCAAUAGUAAAUUGACCGAGUCAAAAAAACUCCGCGACCGUUUCAUUGGUUACCUGAACGAAACGUAUACAAAGAAUAAAAUUAACUUGACCGAACUAUUAUGCGUUGCCCGCAACUUCUUUAAUGACGUAAUCAACGUGCACGAUGACCAAGAUGGUUUCAGGGAGUACGCCCGGAUUAGGACACAGUUCUAUAUUGACAUGUUUGUGAGACUAGAGGAGAUUUACAACGUUAAACCUGCCACCACGUGCAAUGUACUCAACGAGACCUACACCGAAAGUCAAUUUAAAUCAUAUUCAAUGUUGUUGUCUAAAAUAUUGCUGCAAUAUGGUGAUUCAUAUAUUUCACCUGAAUUCUUUGCAAAAAAGGCGUUGUCAACAUUAGUUUCGUCCCCUAAAGAACUAGCUGAUUUGCCCUCAAACUUACGCCAAUACCAUCUGCCGUCAAAAAUACCGUUUUUGGGCAAUUCAGUCAAAGUACCCCUCUUUGGUAUGUCUGGAUAG